Molecule: messenger RNA, 3639 nt
Organism: Acaromyces ingoldii
Lineage: Eukaryota; Fungi; Basidiomycota; Exobasidiomycetes; Exobasidiales; Cryptobasidiaceae
Exons: 4
Coding region: 1-3639 (1212 amino acids)
Source: RefSeq, a predicted model, not a curated record
AUGGCGUGUUUCAGCCUCGACGUCGAGGCGCUCGACAAUGGCACAGACAGCAGCAGCGACGUGGAGGAGCGGGAGGAGCCACAUCAAGCGGUCGCAGGUGGUGCACAGCUGCCGUCGAUUCGGUCGCCUAGGUCAAAAAAGAGGAUAUAUGCGCUCGAGACUCAGGUCUUGUCAGACGAUGGAGCUACCGGAGCAGAUGGGCAUGGUGUCAAUGAUGAGAGUGCAAAGAAAAAAAUGAGAUCAGACGACUCGGACGACUCGAGCUCUCUGUCGUCGCCGCCACCCGCACCGCCGAAGGCCGAGGCGACCCUGCAGCGACCAUCUUCAGGACGACGCGCUUCCCCGGCCAGCAGCAUGACAGAGCCUGGUGGGUCGUUCAACGCCAUGACUUACAGCAAAGAGAUUCAGUCACCUCCGCAGUCUCGCUUGUCAACCACAACGCCGAGGAGGAGGCCCCCACCGAUGUUUGAGUCUGAGCUCUGCUCCGAGGAGGAGGAGACGCUGCCCUUUUUCGAUGAGACGUACCACGACGCAGAGGUGGAUGACGAUGUGGUCCUCAUAGGCGAGCCAUCGAGGCUCCAACCGCCAAGAUCAGUCAAAAAGACGCCGGUGCAAGCCCAAUCAAAAUUACCGAAAGACAAAGAAGAGGAAGAAGAGGAGAGCGAAACGCAACUGCUACCGUGGGGCGACGAAGAAGCCUCGCCUUGCAAGCCCAGGGCGUCUCCCGGGCCAGAGAAGAGGCUCAAGAAGCACUCGAGCGCAUGGAGUGACAUUGAAAAGGGCUGGAGCGGUGUCGAUCUGAGCGCCAAGGCCAGGGCAGCGCCUCCAAAGGGUCCGCCAGGCAGCUCACCGUCAAGCGCUGAGCAGAGCAGCCUCGACCUGUACGGCUUCACGCGCCGCCAUGAGAAAAGCCAGACCGCAGCGGUGCGGACUCCAUUGCGUGACGAAGCGAGUGAGCGAUAUGAGGUGGCAGAAGACGACGACAAGGACGAUGGCGCGCCGUCGCGGCCCAGGGCCUACCCACCUUGCACCAUACUCGCCGCAAAGGCCAAGCGGCUCUCGAGGCCCCCACCACCGCGGCCGGCCCCUCCCCGUCCAGCGUCGCCGCCGCCGCCUCCUUCCUCUCCUCCCCCUCUUCCUACUGCCGCUGAGGCGAGCAGUCGAGAAGAGCAGACGAACGGUAGCCCGGCCACCGUUAAGCUUCCCAAGUCCCGUCCAUCGACGCCGACACCGCAGCAGCAGCAGCAGCAGUCGCCGCCCUCGUCUGAGAAGAAGCUGCAAGUGCCUGGCUCGCCCAUUGACCAGCCAGCUUCACCGCAGCACCCGCCGCCUGUCCCCGCAGCAGCCACACAGAAGACGUCAUCGUCUGGCCUCGCCGCACCGCUGUCACACGUCAUGGCCUCCACGCUCGUCCACCCUUCGCAGACGCCCUCGCCGGCUGGGUCCCACGCCACGGCGGCGACGUUUGGCAACCGACAGUCGCCCAAUCCAAAUGCAGCCGCUGGCGCCACUGCCAACCAGGGCGGCGCAGCAUUCAAUAAUAACAACAACAACAAGCGAGGGGGCGCACAAGCGCUCAACAGGCCCGCUGCGACGGUGCCACACGUCAUCGAUGGGCCUGGCGGCCGGAUCCUCUGCGUGGCCGACGUCCGUGGAAACCUGUCCUCGCUCAACACGCUCGCGCGCGAGGCAAACGCUCAGGCCAUCAUCCACACGGGCGACUUUGGCUUCUACGAGACGGACAGCUUCUCGCGGAUCAGCGACCGUACCCUCCGCCACCUCGUCCAGUACUCGACGCUGAUCCAUACGGCGCUCCGCAACAAGCUCCUCUCGGCCGAUGUGCCCCCUGGCCGCGGCUCCGUCACCACGCCUGGUGCAGUGCCGCCGCCCACGACAUCGUGCAAGGAGAUGCGCAAGCUGAUUCUCGACGAUGCAGACUGCCCGCUCCUCACCCAGUUCCCUGACCUGCUCUCGGGCAAGCUCCGGCUCGAGGUGCCCGUGUACACGGUCUGGGGUGCAUGCGAGGAUGUGAGGAUCCUCGAGAAGCUGCGCACGGCCGAGUACAUUGUCCCCAACCUCAACAUCCUCGACGAGGCCACCUCGCAUGCCAUCGAUGUCGGCGGCGUCCGCCUCCGUCUCUUUGGCCUCGGCGGCGCCGUGGUGCUGCACAAGCUCUUUGACAAUGGCGAGGGCGCCGCGACGAUUGCCGGUGGCCAGGGCACCAUGUGGACGACGAUUCUCCAGAUUGGCGAGCUCGUCGACACGGCACAGAAGUCAUACGAUGCCUCCGAGACGAGGAUCCUGGUCACGCACGCGUCGCCUGGCCGUGAGGGGCUUUUGAUGCAGCUGGCCCUGGCCCUCAAGGCCGACCUGACCAUCUCGGCCGGUCUUCACUUCCGCUACGGUGUGUCCUACAACGAGUUCAGCGUCCAGCCCGACGCCGAGGCGCUCCGGCGCAAGCUCAAUGCCUCCAAGGCGUCCUUUGGCGAGGUGUGGGACUCGGUCAGGUCUCAGGUCGAGGACGUCAUCGACGACCAGCAGCGCGUCCUCCUCAACCAUGGCCUCGCCGUCACCAACAAGGUCCCCCCUGCGGCCACGAGCAACGGCGCCGUGGCUGAGGAGCCGGCGUGGAAGAACACGUGGAACUGGAACCUGCCCGACGCCGCCUACGGCCACCUCGUCCUCGACCUCAAGGACGGCAGGAUCUCGAGCGAGAUGAAGAGCCAAGGGUUCAACUUUGCCUACCGUCGCAACAAUGCGCCCCAGAGCGCAGUCACGGCCACACCCCUCAGUGCCGUCGCGCCCAAGACAGUUGCAGCACCAUCUGUGCCUCCUCAGCAGCAGCAGUCCGCCAGGACGCCACCGAGCGGGCCAAAGAGCCUUGCGUCGAGGCCAGGCUCAGCAAGGGGACACGGCUCCAACAAGGGCUCAGGCGAUGCCAGGGCCGCUGCCCCGUCCAGGUCUGCUGCUGCAAAUGGCAGCAGUGGUGGCGCCGCUACGACGGCAAACUCGCAAAAGGAAAAGGAAGCCGCUAGCCAGGCGACGCCAUCACAGCAGGCGACGACGACAGCAGCAGCAACAGCAACAACAGCAACAACAGCUGCUGCUGCUGACGAGGGCAAGGGGAACGGCAAUGGGAAUGGCAGUGGCGAGGGAGGCGCCGCGCCAUCCAAGGCGCACAAGAAGAACAACAGCAAGCGGAGCAAGUCCAAGGGCAGUGCUGGCGGGUGGACGUCGGGCGAGGACGACCAGUCUGCGGGCAAGAGCAAGGAGGGCAAGAAUAGAGACAAGGACAGCGAGGGUGCCAACAAGGGCGCAGACGUCGAUGCUGCCGGCUGGGACACGCCGGCCGACAACAGCGGCAAGGAGAGUGGCGCAGCCGAAAAGGCCACGGGUGGUGGUAGUGGCGGCGGCGGUGGCGGCGGUGGACGAGGAGGCCGCGGUGGUGGACGCGGUGGCAGUGGCCGCGGAGCGCGAGGCGGCGGUGGCGACAGGGGAGGCAGGGGUGGGGGACGAGGAGGGCAUGGCGAGCGGCGCAAGUCGCAGGACGCCAGCAGCAACAACAACAGCAGCAACAACAACAAGGCCGCAGCGCCCUCGCCAGCGCCUGCUGCUGCUACGUCCGUGACGACGUCCUGA